UGCGGUACCGAGCAAACCUCGCGUCGUGUAUUUGCGACCCAAUAGCUACAAAUCAGACAGCACCCUUAAUCACUGUCAAACUGUUGUCUGUUGUCAAAUGCAAACGUCAGAAGAAGGGUGGGAAGAAGAAAGUGAAAAAAAAUUCUUACACGUAGUUUUCUAAUCUUCCAUCCCAAGUCCGUACCGUAUCGAACGGAUCGUGAGCACCGAAAUACGAUCCGUUUUUUGUGUUGUUGUGUUUGUCCCGUCUCGUAGGCAGUGUGUCCCCGAUUUCCGAACGGCGCUGCGCCAGAAAACGGGGUCAAGUGCUCACGGGGUUGGCGUGCGAGGCGAAAAGUAGUGUGCAGUGCAAUGUAAUCGGUGCAUCGCCCAGUGCACAUCUCCCGUAGUAGGGCGACGAACAAAUCACAGGUCACGGCAGAACGAGUUCCACGGGGAUCGCCGUGAGAAGUGUGAAUAGCUUUGCUCAAAGGCGCCACAGCACUAACUCGGGCCCAAAAUGUUCAAAAAGUUAAAGGACAAAAUCGCGGAAGAAGUGAAACAGUCGCCGCAACGGUUCGAGCAGAUAUCGAAAGGAUUGCAGGCCGCAGUAAGCUCGGCAUCCUCUACUACCUCCGAAGUUUCUGGCAGUGAAAACUUUUUCAGCAUCACGGAAGAUGAUACACCUCAAAACUCUCCGCAGCGAGGAACGGCCGCCACCAGCACGAGCACUCCCGUACAGCCAAACAGCAGCAACGUGGCGAACGCGUCAUCAGCCAGCAGCUCGAUACUGUCGAGCACUAGCCUUAACAAUGGCAUCUCCCCGUCAACGCCGCUUACCAGCCCAGGUUCGGCUGGAUCCGCCAGCCAGCAGCAGCAGCCCCGCACCCGCCGGCUAUCGAACUCGUCCAUGGCAAGCGAUGUGUCGUUCCGUCUUCCAGUGUACGACUCGCCCGCCAUCUAUCAUCUCGAAACGGACGUGGACAUCUCCGCGAGCGAGACGGAAUCCGUGUCCGGCAGCGCCAACGCCAACCAGCUGGACCUGGUAAGCAAGGACAAGCUGUUCCAGGCGUACAAGAAGGCACUCGAUCGGUACCAGAAGUAUCGCGAACGGUACACGGAGCUGGCCCGCCGCUACCGCGAGCUCGAAAAGGAUAACAACAAGGCGCGGGCGGUGCUGGUCGAAACGCAGGACAAAGCGCUGCGCCGGAUGAGCGAGCUGCGCGAGCAGUGCGUGCUGGAGCAGCAGGCGAAAGCGCAUCUCGAUUCCGCCCUGCGGAUGGAGAUAGACGAGCUGCAGUGUGUGGUGAAGACGCUCCGCUCGAAGCUGGAGAUGGUGGGCGAGAACGGGAAUGUAAGCGGGGGUGAGAAGGAUCUCAUCUCGCUGGCCGGGGAGGACGGCGCGAACGGCAACACGGAUGGGCACGUACCGUUGCGUGAUACCGGCCCGCUGGAGGACCGCAUCAAGGCGCUCGAGUCGAAGCUGAACGACGAGCUGCGCCAGAAGGCCGUGUUGAGCCUGGAGGUGAGCGAGCUGAAGAAGCGGGAAGAGGAGCACACGAUCACGAUCGCGGAGAACAAGAUGGCCAUCCACUCGGAGCUGGAAGCGAAGGAGGCGGAAGUGCGCAAGCUGAAGGAGCAGCUGGCCAGCCUGGAGAAGAACAUGAAGCAAACGCUGCUCGAGAAGGACGGGCUGGGCAAGGAGCUGUCCGAGGUGCGCAAGGUGGCGGGGAAGGUGCGGGAGCUCGAGAGUACGCUCGGCACGUGCAACGAGCAGAAGAACAAGCUCGAGUCGAAGUUUAUCGAUUUCGAGCGCACGAUCAUGGAGCUGGAGAAGGACAAACAGCAGCUGAAGGCAACGAACCUCACGCUCGACUACGAGAAGAGCGAGCUGCAGAAGAAGGGCAGCGAGAUGGACGCAAGGUUGGUGGGCAUGGAGAAGGAAAAGGCGGAUCUGCAGGUGCAGGUGCAGGAGCUGCAGAAGACGGCCCAAUCGCUCGAUCGGAAGGCGGAGAUCGAAACGCUACAGCAGGAGCUGGACGAGGCGAAGAAAAGUGUGGAAGAAUCCGCCCAAAAGGUGGCCGCAGUUGAGCAGCAGCUAAACGAGAAGGAACAACAACUGUCCGAAGCUCGCACGAACCGGGAAAGCCUUGAAAAGCAGGUGAAACAAACGGAGGCACGUUUGGCUGAGAGGGAAAAGGAAAUCGAACGGCUGCAGAACCAACAGACCGAGCAGCACAGCAAGGAUCGGGAGGAAAGUGUGAAAAAGCUUCAGCAGGCGGAAGAAGAGCUUGCGGCGUUCCGCAAAUCGCAGUCGCUCGAUCAGGAGAAGCUGCUCGAGCUGACCAAAGCGCUGGAUGCGGCCAACGAACUGCACGAUCGCGAUCGUAAGAGCAGUGAGGCCAGCCUGAAGGAGCUGCUAGAACGCAACAGCCAGCUCACCGAACAGCUGGAACAAUUGCAGGAAAAGCUGGACAAAACGAGCGGCAAGCAGAAAAAGAUUCAGGAGGAAAAGAAUGGUCUUCGAGCGGCAAACGACGAACUCGCGAGGGAGUUGAAACAGGUGCGCCAGGAGAUGAAGCAGCUGACCGCGCAAAAGCAAACACUCACGGAGGAAGUGCGCAAUUUGAAGAUAAUCAAUGAAAACUCCGAAUCUGAAGCGCUGCGCUCGUUGCAGGAGUCGAUGCGCGCCUCGAUGGCGGCGGCCGAAACGAAGCUGCUCGAAACGACGCGCGAUUUGAACCACGUGCUCGAGCUAAAGUCGGACGAAAACCGACGGCUCGGCGAAGAGCGCGACGAGCUGGUGGAGAAGCUCGAAGGUGCACACAAGGAGAAGGCGGACCUGGAAACGGAAGGAACCAGCUUGCGGGCAAAGAUCGAAACGGUGCGCGGCGAGAAGCGUGAUCUGGAGAAAACGCUCGAGCGUGAAAUACGCGAAAAGACGGAACUGAAGGCGCAGGUGGAAAACAUCCUGCAAGAGAUCGGCCGGCUGGAGGAGCAGCUGAAGGACAUCAAGGAGGCACAUUCCAAGUUGCAGGAGGAGAAACAGACGCUCGAGGAGAAGAUUGAGCGACUGCAGCGGGAGCACUGUGAGGCCCGGGUGAAGCUGGAGAAGGACACGGUCGGCAAGCUGGCGGCGAAGGUGAAGGAUCACGAGACCAAGCUGCAGCAGGUGGAGUGCGAAAACUCCCAGCUAGCGGAGAAGAACUGUCUGCUCGAGGAAAGCAGUCGCCGAACGGCGGAGGAGCUGAAAAGGCUGACGGCGGCGCUGCGCGCAGCGGAACAGGGCGCCCGCGAGGGCCAGGAAAAGUGUGGCAAGCUGGAGGAGCAGCUCAGCCAGUGUACCGGCGACCAUGCGCGGCUCUUCAACGAGAAGGAACUUCUCGACCAUCAGCACCGAUCGCUACAGGACGCAAUGGAGGCGCGCGAAAAGGAGAAGCUGUGCGUGCUCGACACGAACAAGUGUCUCGAGGAGGAGCUCGCGAAGGUGCGCAGCGAGAACGACUACCUCAAGGGGAAGCACCACGAGCUGAAGGCACUGCUCGAGAGCGACAAACGCCGACUGAUGGACCAGAACGACGCGCUGCAGCGGCAGAUGGAGGAGCUGGCGAAGGAGAAGCAAUCGCUCGGCCGGAACGCGACCGAUCUGGAGAAGCGGCUCGCCAGCUACGAGGAGGUGAAGAUCGAGAACGAGUAUCUGAACACGUUCAACAAGCAGCUGCAGGGUGAGCUGCAGGAAGCGAAGGGUCGUGUGGCCGCGAAGGAGACGGAACUGACGACGGUGCGCACCAAGCAGUCGCAAACCGAAUCGAUGCUGGAAGAGCGCGACAAGGAAAUCACCAAGCUGAUCAACGAGUUUGUGGCGAAGGAGAAGAAACAGGAAGCGGAUCACAAGCAACGGUUGGAAGAGCUGGAGCAACGGCUUCGGGCGGAGCUGGAUGGUGUCGCGGAGCAUGUGCGGAGUGAGUGUGAUGAAACGCUUGCCAAGGAAAAGCAAACGCUACGGGACGAGCAAACGACUUUAGAGGGACGGCUAGAAGAGAUGAGGAAGGAAAAGCAAACGCUACGGGACGAGCAAACGGCUUUAGAGGGACGGCUUGAAGAGAUGUCCAAGGAAAAGCAAACGCUAGAACAGAAGCUGGAAGAGCUUAGCCGCAAAGAGGACGCCGAAAAGGAGCUACGACUAGAGAACGCAAACUUUGCCCGCGAUCUAGACGAGCUAAAGAACGAGCUAAACGCGGCGAUCGUAGAAAAGCUAAGCCAGGUGAAGGAGCACGAACAGGCGCAGCAGGAGCUAAGGGCGCAAAAGGAUCGGCUGGAGACGGACAACGAGCAGUUGCGCACGCGGCUGGCUGCAUUUACCGCCGAAACGGAGCAAAACGUGCGGCGGUUCGAGGCGGAAAUCGAACAACUUAAGACCGCCUCGUCGUCGGUAGCGAGCGCUCCGCACGAUGGUACGGACGGGGCGACCGCUGAGCUGCAACAGUCGUACGAGGAGCUGCGCAACAAGAAGGAGGAGCUGGAGAACAAGCUGAAAAAGAUCAUGCACGAGGUGCAGGACGUGUCGAACCGGAACCUGUUCCUGGAGCAAAAGUGUGAGAACUAUCUCAUCCUGGAGCAGUCGAACGAGCGGUUAAAGCUGGCAAACGACAAACUGUCCCGGCAGUUGGACGAAACAUUGGUUUCCAUGCAUCACAAUGAAGGAAUUGCCGCGAACACGGAGUUCGAGUACUUACGCAACAUUCUAUUCCAGUAUCUCAGCGGCAGCGUUACCGGCAACAACAGCACCCUUGUGAAGGUGAUAGCGGCCGUCCUAAAGUUUUCCCCCCAGCAGACGCAAGUUGUAAUCGAAAAGGAAGCGCAUCGAAGAUCAUUGAUGGGACAGAUAAACAAUCUACUAUAGCAGGAAAAGACGAUGGCAGCAAUGCAGCAAACGCAGCAGUAUCGCAAGGGAGGAUAUGGUUUUCAGUUUUUCUAAUGUGCUGCGAUACACGGCUUCAACUUCGUCCUGGUUGUUCUUCUUUUGUUUGUUUUUUUUUUUAUCAGAUAGACAGACAGAGUUUAGACUUGUAUAGAGACGAGCGGGGGAAGCGAGAUUGUAUUUAUAUAUACAUGUUAUAUUAUUAUUAUUAUUAUUAUUAUUAUAAUUAUUAACAACUAUUCAUACCGUUGGGGAAGUAUAAAUAACUGAUCCCUUUCUGAGCGUGCUGAACCGUUGUUGAAGGGUUUUAGUGAAGGCAUUUUCCUUUUAAUUUUUCAUCCUUGUUUCUGUUGUUUACAGGGUUUUCCAGAAGUUCUCAUAGCUGUGGGACACUUGAUUGACUCCUUCUUAAGUGAAAUGAACCGAAUGUAAUGGGAAUUGGGCUCUAUAGCACCCUUGUUGUGCAAAUCUACCCAGAAUUUCCAAUGAGAUCCUGUCCAAUAAGGAUGCCGUAGAGUCCAAUUUCCAUCAUUGGACAGUUCAUCAGUUCACUUCUCGUAAGAAAGAGUCAAGGAAGUGAGAACUAUGAGAAUCUCAUGAAGACCCUGUAUGUUAGUUUUGGGGUGUUUUACUUUACCUAACCUUCCCAAACGCCCAACUACUACUACUUGCACUGUUUUAUCAGUCUACUGAGGAGAUUAGCAAACAAAAACCAUUAUAUCAACAACAACAAAAACCGAAUGUUCCAUAGCGAGCAAGGACAAGGGCAGCAUAUGUAUGUGUCUGGCCGAAGGAAUUGCAGUUCAAGGCGCAAGCAAAUGUGUUCAUUCGUCGUAUAGCAAACGAUCGAUCACUUUAAAAAAACAGGAGAAUUCUCGCAUCAGCCAAUUUACUAUUACUCUGAUACUUGAUCUUGGAGAACUUGUAGCCUUUAAUGACCAAGUACCAUAUUCAAAGCACGUUCUUUUGCCUAGCCUGGCGUGUGUAUAGAUCUUUACCCUCAUCAAACCAAGCAUAAUUAUGAAACUAGUUAAAUCUUUCCCCAUGCGUCCGAUUCGAUUAGCUUUGCAGGACGAGUGAAGGAAAGUAGGGUUUUAGGAAAAAAGCUAACGAUGUAGCAAAUGGGAAAUGGGACAGAUUAGGAUUAGCGGAUGCGAUUACUAUUGAUUCGAACUUCAAAAGUUUAGCUACCGUGCAUUUUAGAUUUCUACAAUACCUCACUAACUAACGUUCUUUCCAUUCUUUCGUUGUGCUUCGUUGUCCGUCCCCCGCGUACUGUUUGGCAGUUGCAGAAGCAUUUUAUUUUUGGUUGCAAUUUUUGGUUACAGAAAACUUGUUCAAUAGGUUGUGUUUUGUUUAGUUUUAUUUUAGAUAGAUAUUCCUUUGGUUUUGUCACUGCAAUAAUAGAUUAAUACUUUAGUGGAAUGGACGGAGAGUAAACAAUGAGAUAUACGAAGAAAAUGAUAAAUGACAACUCUAGACACCGCAGCAAGUGUUGUUGAAUGAGUAGAUUACAACCAAACAACUCCCAAGUUUAAGAAAGAAAGGCUUUUGUUUGCCACCAUCGUUUGCUUUCUAACUUCCUCUAACGAAAAGGAUCGACCGUGUUUAAACGACAGCGGAUACAGCUUUAGGCCUUAGGCAAAAGCUCACCACUAAUGGUUGACGAGUUAGUGUUGCGUUAUUGCGCUACAGCAUCCGUCUCCAGCAAAACACGACAAGCUUUGUUUUCCUGCAGCCGGAAGCAAUAUCCUUGUGAUUGCGACAAGUAGAGGACUAUUGACCGUACACAGCUUGUCAGCUUUCCUUUGCUUUGCUCGGGUAAACGCCAAAAAGGGUAACGCUGUUCUGCUGUAGCGCGCAUCAUCCCCCCUUAGUUGGAUGGUUUUUAGUGUCAUUAUCGCAUCGGGAAGCAUAAACUACUUCGACUACUCAACGCCACACACACUCACCUACACCCAGUAUUCUUUAGCUGUAAAUCGAUACGAAUAUGAGCUUCUCAGACGCCCCGAUCGGUUGUUGACUACCGUUGUAAAUUAGUAUGGUAAGAAACAUAUAUAGGAAUAAUUAUUCAGUAACAAGUAAAACAUAAACUCACAUCUACAUACAUACAUUCAAAAAAGGGAUAGAAUCAAGACAAAAACAUUGCAAACGGUUUCUCUGCAGAGUCGUUCUCCAUCGAUAACGCCCCGCUAAAUGGCUGCUUAACCAAUAGCCGAAUAGGAAGAAUGCUUUAGAGUAAACGAAAAAGCGGGUUCGUUUUAACACGACUAAAACGCCAAGAGCAGGAGAAAGGCUGAAAUGUAUUGUAGCUAAAACAUUAGACAAAUGUGAAAGGAGCGCGAGCGCGCGCCGUGAUAUAUGCCAGCAACACAAAAACAUGCAAGGAAUAGUCAUUCUGUUAUCAAAAGACA
Anopheles gambiae (African malaria mosquito) is the source of this 7314-nucleotide messenger RNA. RefSeq names its product myosin-2 heavy chain (gene Golgin245). The transcript has 6 exons. Lineage: Eukaryota; Metazoa; Arthropoda; Insecta; Diptera; Culicidae. Gene Ontology annotation, molecular function: small GTPase binding. Bases 500 to 4882 code for a protein of 1460 amino acids. Gene Ontology annotation, biological process: Golgi vesicle transport. The record is from RefSeq and is a predicted model, not a curated record. Gene Ontology annotation, cellular component: Golgi apparatus.